CAGCUGCCGAAAUGCGCUCAUCUCUAACUAGCUGGAGACCAUUUUUUGACAUCAAUUGAGAGGUUUAUAUGUAUAUGCAGGUAUCUGCACAUUUGUAGCAUAAGAUACGGGACAUGGAAAAAAAGUCUAAAGACGCGCUGCGUCGCUACAAAAAGUCGCGCCAGCACGCACACUCUAGCACCGAUAGCUCCAGCUCUGACACGGACACGGGCACCUCCAGCAGCUACUCCAGCUCCGACAGCGAGCAUCAUCAGCGCUCUAGCGAGCGGCAUCGCAAAAAGAAAAGUUCCCGUCGCGCUGCAUCGUCGUCGGGGGACGAUCGUCGAAAGCGCGACAAACGCGAUCAUGUCCAAAGGAAACUGGUCGCCAAACGUAAUCACAUCAAGCGGAAGCUGAAGGAGGCGCGUCUCAAGAAGCGCGCAGCUGCCGCUGCCGCAGCGCUCAGUGGCCAUGGACAUCGUGCAUUAUCGCCAGCAACGCAAGCCAAGCUGAAAAAGCUGGCCGAGCGAAAGCAUUUGCGUGCAACCAGCAAGGAGCAAAGGGAGCGCGAGAAGCUGCGUGCUGUGCAGCGGGAUCGAGAGCGGGACCAUCAUCGUUUGGGCAGUCGUUCGCCACCGCCCUCGUCGUCCACAACGACCACCACAAAAAUACGCAUACACCAGGAUGUGGGCAAGCGGGCAGCAAAGAGUCCAGGCCCCGGCCUUGGCUCCAGCUCCGCCUCCUCAUCGCGCAUGCAUCACCAGCUGAUGUCCCGUGAGAAGAUCAUCAUACAAACGCGCACCCGUGGCCGCACCCCCACGUCAUUGGAGCGGGAGAGAGAACGCGAACGCGAGCGGGAACGUGAGCAUCAACGACAUGAGCACAAACUGCAACAGCGUCACGAUGAUCUCUCCUUGCGUGAUCGCGAUCGGCGUGAGCGCGAACGUGAGCGUGCGGAACGUGAGGCAGCACGAGAUAAGGAGCGAGCAGAGGCGUUGGCGCGUUGCCAGGAACGGCAGCGCGAGCGAGAACGGUUGGCGCGCGAAAAGAUGCGGCGUCAGGAGGAGGAGGACAAGAAAUAUGGACGAGGAGCUGUUGUCGAACGGGACUUGGAUAUGGGAUCGUACGGCAGUCGAGAGCGUUCGCUAGAGACGGUAGAACGUGGCGUCGUCGGGCGACAUGUGCGCGAUAAGAGGGAAAUUGUCGAUGUCUACGAUCGAGAGCAGGAAUAUAUAGAGGCGGACCGACAUGGCAUGAUGGAUGAGAUGCGACGCUAUGGUGGUCAUCGACGACGCGAUCUUAGUCCACUGCCUGAGCAUUAUACGCCACGCAUGCGUGAUCCACGCGAUCUGUAUGCCGAGGACGAUCGUGAACGAGCCUACAAACGUGCCUAUUUGGACGCGCGCUACUCCUCCCGCGAACGUGAGGCUUGGCUGGAAGCGCGUGAGUUGCGCGAACGCGAGCUGCAAGGUCGUGAAUACCGAGAGCUAGAUCCCGAAGAUGCACUCUAUGCGGACGAACGGGAACGCAUGCUGCGGGACAGAGAGCGCGGUCCGCCGCCGCCUGUGGGGCGCGGUGAGUAUCGCAGCGAUUGGGAACGCGACUGGGAUGAGGAGAAUGGCGGUGCUAGCGGCACGCCCGGACGCGCCAGCGGCUUCAUAGGUGGACCCAAGCGUCUGGGUCUGUCCAACAAACAGCAGCAGACGCCACAGCAGCACCAUUCGGCCUCAGAGCCCGACUGGGACGCGGACGAACAGGAGGCUGCCGGCAACGUUGGUGUCAAAAACGAGCCCGCUUGGCUGGAACAUGACCAGCGCGAGAAACCACCGCCACGUUCCUGGCAGCCGUCCAACGACUGGCGCGACAGCGAAGAGCCGAGUUUUGGCCGCCCCGGUCCCGGUGCCUCCAACAGUGAGUCCAACCACCAUCCCUCCUCGCCACACCAUCAUCCGCUGCAUCCGCAUCCGCGUGGCGAACGCGGUGGCGGUCGCGGCUUUCGCCGCGGCGGUGGUGCUCACGAUAUGGGCGAACGCGGCGGUCCCGGCUCUUAUCGUCAGCAUCCGCCGCCUCUGAUGACGCUGCCCGUGCAGCCGCCGGGUGGGUACCAUGGAGCCGGCAGCUCGCGUGGCUUCCCACACAAGCGCAUGCCCUACGGCGGCGGUGGUGGUGGCUCCUUUCUGAAGAAACAUGGCGGCCAUGGCGGCCCAAUGCAGUCGCAGCAGCACUCGUCCUUACUCCUAAUGCAGCACACACCGAAACCGCCCACAGCGGCGGCGCAGGCCAGCGCAGUGGCCGCUGCCACCACAGCGGUGGCUGCAGCUAAGGCGGCAGCUCAAAGCGCCGCCAAUGCCACCACAAAUCCCGGCAUAUUGGGUCAGGUAAGCAGCAGUAAAAUAACGAGCUCAGCUGCUGCCGCUGGUGGCCAUCCCGGCGCGCUAGAAAAUGCCGAAGAAUCCUUGGCGCUGGUGGCCAACGCGCCGGACACGGCCAACAGCGAGACUGUAGCCGAUCAGGGAACGGCAGCGGGCACGGGAACGGGCAUAGCAACAGGCACAGCAGUCGUCGCAAGCGUCGAUGACGAUGAUAAGGUCAAUAAUAAUGGUGAGCUGAGCGAGAUUAGCGACAGUGAUGACGACAUACUCAACAAGACGGAUAAGGUGAAGCCCAAGUGUGAGUCGCAGCUGGAGAGCGCGUUGGCGGGCACACAGGAGCUGUCCACAGAUACGCUCUCCAAUGAGGAGAUCAAAACUGAAAGCACAGAGAGCAACAAAACUGGCGCUGCCGCUACGACCAUAAAAGUCGAGGAGGAUGAGGUGCUGGACUUUGAAGAGAUAUCCGAUGGCGAGCUGGAAGAGGAUGCGCGACACAAGAGCAUAGGCGAUGCUCUGGGUGUGGACUGGCAGGGUCUGAUAGCGGAGACGCGCCAACAGGCCACCGAAUACGCCACACAACAGGGCGCGGAUCGCAACACCUCCGCCAAGCAACGCUGGCAGCCGCAUCGCGUCCUCCUGAACAUGGGCAUAUCCUUUGAGAUGGCAGGUGCCCAAUACGCACGUCAUCUCAUCGAGGAUGCACGCCAACAACUGCAACUCGAACAGAAUGGCGAUGUCUGUGGCGAUGCAAAUCAGAAUGGUGGCUCUCCGACAAGCUUCCACUUGCAGACGCCGGCCCACGACUAUCGGGAGAUUCUCGCCACGGAGCAUGUGGAGCCCCUGGCCUGUGUCCAGCUCGGCAUACGAACUACGGCCGCUGAGCGUCAGCGUUUGGUGGGAAAUGUCUGCGGCCUGAAUAGUCGCGCCCUUAGCGCUCGACAGGAUUUGCGCUUGCGUCGCCAAUUGUGCGGCCUGCCCGCUCGCGAAUGCGACUUUCCACGCAAUCUGCCCAUCGUGAGCGAAACCCUGCGUUGUAUUUCCCUCCAAAUGUUUCAGCGUUCGCUCGACAUCAAAAGCUAACUGAAGAAUUGAAACAAUAUAGUCUGCAGAAUUAUACAACUGCUAAAUAUACUAUAUUGUUAAAUCUGUUAUUGAAAAAUGUUCUCAAAACUCAAUAACUCCCCCCAUAUAUAUGCACACAUGCUGUUGAGGAACAAAAUGCGAAUAAAAGGCACCGAUUCCAUUUCCAUUUUGAACGCUAAUACAAAAAAUAUGUUCUAAAUAAAAUUAUAUAUAGAUGUACAUAUGUAAGAAAAUGUAUCGCCUCUAGCUUAAUAAACCAUAUUUCUCAACACA
Messenger RNA from Scaptodrosophila lebanonensis, 3707 nucleotides. RefSeq names its product fl(2)d-associated complex component (gene Flacc). The transcript is spliced from 3 exons. Gene Ontology annotation, cellular component: RNA N6-methyladenosine methyltransferase complex. The coding region runs from base 114 to 3431 and encodes 1105 amino acids. NCBI's taxonomy places the organism in Eukaryota, Metazoa, Arthropoda, Insecta, Diptera, Drosophilidae. The record is from RefSeq and is a predicted model, not a curated record.